AUGGCUACCAAUGAACGAGCUAAACGAGAUUCAACAGAUCGAAAUCUUUUGAGCAAAAUUCUAAAUGAUUUAGAACGCAGUGAUAAAACAGAUAAUCAACGAUUAGAAGAUAAAGCAUUAGAUGACUUUCAGUCAAAAUUUAGUACUAAAGCAAAAUUUUCAAGUCAUUCUGAACACAAACAAUUCCUUAAUUUUUUACAUUUUAUUAUAAAGAAAAAAUUACUUAAUCCAAGUUCGAUCAGUCAAUUUGAAAAUCUUUCAAAUGAAGUUAUUUAUGAGAUUUUCGAAUUUCUUGAUGCUUGUCAACUCUACGAAAGCUUUUUCGAUCUUAAUAUACGAUUUCGAAAUCUUUGUAAACAUUCAAAUCUUCCAAUUCAAAUCAAUACUCAAUCUGUAUCUAAAUCGACCUUUCAACGUAUUCAUACUGAUUUUAUUCUGCCUAAUAGACAUCGAAUUCAAUCACUUGAUUUAUCAAAUUCAUUCAUUAUCAAUUUUUUUUCUUCAUCAACAGAAGAUAUUUCAAAAUGUUCUCAACUUCAAACACUUAUUCUUGAUAAGAUGGAGUCAGGAUAUCUCGAAAAUCUUCUUAGAAGUUUAGAUUCUUUAUCUAAUCUAUCUUCAUUAAUUAUUUUUAUUGGUCUUAAUUCAAAUAAAAACAUUCUCUGGAAUUUGAUAUUCCAGUUACCGGUGCUAAAAUAUUGCAAAAUAUCUUCCGAAGAAAAUCUUUAUUUAGGAUAUUUGCCAAUGUCUACCAAUACAAUAAGUUCUAUUAAAUAUCUGGAUAUUAAUAGUAAAUUAUAUUACAAUGAUGUUGAUACUAUUUUAUCAUAUGUUCCUCAACUUCAUCGUUUAUCAAUCAAUUAUCUGUAUCCAUAUUACACAGGCGGAACACAUGUACCUCUCUUUACUGUAAAUAAUUUAACACAUGUAUCUCUUACAUUAGAUCAUUUGCUGUUUGAUCAAUUUGAAACAUUGGUUAAAAACUACCUUAGUCAAGUAAAAGUAUUGCAGAUUUCAUCAAACUAUGAUUCGACAUAUAUAAAUGCCAUACGAUGGGAAAAUUUGAUUUUAUCCCAUAUGUCAUAUUUACAAAUCCUUGACUUGCAACAUAUAUACGACAUAGUCUAUCGUAAUAACCAGGCACUUAUGCAUGAGAAUAUAUUUCAAUAUUUUACUUCUCCAUUUUGGAUUGAACGACAAUGGUUCUUUGCACAUGAUACUAAUUUUGGAUCACCUCCACGUGGAAUCUUCUAUUCAAUUCAACCAUAUAGAAGAAAAUACUUCACAUUAACCGGCGAGCUCAAUUCAGAUGAGUGUCCAUCUCAAGACAAAACUAUUUUUGAUUCAGUUCAUCAUGUUAUUAUUCAAGAUGAAAGGAUGAUAGGCAAUUGUUCAAAAUACUUUCCAAAUACCAAUGAACUCACCAUUUCCGAUCAACGUACAGAUCGUGCUAAACGAUCUGCAAUUAUUAGUAUCGAUUAUAUUCUUCCUUUGAUACAACUUACUAAACUAACAAUUGAUUAUAGUCAUCGUCCUUUCAGUAAAGUGAUUGAUUUGUUAUAUUCGACACCUAAUGUUCAUACAUUAGUGGUCAAAUGUGUAUCACUCGUUGCAACAGAUUAUUUUCCAUUACAACAAAGUGAAAAAUUUCGAUUGGUAUCAAAUUAUAAUAAAAUAAUAAAUGUUACUAUUUUGUUUGAUUAUUCAUUACGCAAUAUUCAACUAUUGAUGAAUCUCUGUCCUAAAGUACGACAAAUUUAUAUUGGCACUUCUGAGAAUUAUCUUGAAUCAACUAUGCAAUUUUUAAUGUCAGCAACUAAGAGAACUAAUUGUUAUUUAUCUUCAAUAUGUAUUUUUGGUGUGAAUACAACUAUUAAUGAAAAAUUGAAAACUCUAAUUGAAUCCGAAAAAUUUAUUAAUAAUUAUUCAAUAAAAACCAGCGGCCAGACAUUCGAUCUUUGGUGGUGA
Messenger RNA from Rotaria sp. Silwood2, 1968 nucleotides. The record is from the annotation of a GenBank genome assembly. NCBI's taxonomy places the organism in Eukaryota, Metazoa, Rotifera, Eurotatoria, Philodinida, Philodinidae.